AUGGAACCCGUCGGUUUAGCAGUGGGUGUUCUCGGGCUCUCUGGGCUGUUCAGUGUCUGUCUAGAAGCUGUCGCCAGGUUUGACGCAUGGAAGAAGUUUGAUGGCGAUAUCGCGUUUCUUGGCCUGCGUGUCGAGGCCGAGCGGCUGCGUCUUGACAAAUGGGGCCUAGCCGCCGGGUUCCAGCCGAACAGCACCUUUGGCAACGACAAGGACGACGUCAUUAAGAGUCGCCACCAUGUCGCUCUCCAUGAUAAGCGCACUGCGGACAUUGUCAAGAAGCUUCUGAUACUCCUUCGGGAUGUCUGCGCAGGCAGAGAUGGCUUGUUGUUCCUGGACCUCACGGGAAUUCUUCGCUCCGGUAGCGACCUGACUACCCCUCAGAACCCCUUCGGAAUAUCAUCCAUCUCCCGGCGUGCCAGACUCAAAUGGGCACUCAAGGACAAGGCCACUUGCGUAGCCAGGGUUGAGCAGAUUGAACUGGUAGUUCAGAAAUUGCACGACUUGGUGCCUUCCUCUGGGCCUCUUCGAGUCACAGACGACGCAGCAGCGGCCCAUCAGCAGGUUUCCGAUGACCUGACUCGUGUCUUGGCAGAUAGAGAAGAUGUUCGAAGCGCAAUUCUCAAGAUUGAGCAAAGCCUUAAUGCGAAGACCCGCAGAGAGCUGCACUCGUGGCUUCUGGGGCGCCACACUCCAAACGAAAUCUUCGAGACUGCACUGAAGCGGAAGCAAGAAAGCACAUGCCAGUGGAUUCUCAAUCGAAAAGAGUUUCUCAAGUGGGUUUCUUCAGACGAUCUUGUCGCCAAGUUUCUAUGGAUCAAUGGGCCGGCCGCUUUCGGCAAAACAAUCCUUUGCAGCGCCCUCAUUACUCAUUUACAAUCUACGUUGAAAACGCCGGUUGCUUUCUAUUUCUUCUCCUCAGAUGAUCUUGAGAGUCGUCGAGAUCCUUUUUCGGCUCUCCGCUUGUGGCUUGUUCAGCUUUUGUCCAAUGACACAAUCUUUUAUGCGCUUCGUGGACGAUUCGAGUCAAGCCAAGGGCAGGCCGCCUCAACAGGAGAUGUUAUCAGUGCAUUCAAGGAUGCCGUGCAAAUGUUUCCAGAGUGCAUAUUUGUUAUGGACGGUUUGGACGAAUGUGAGAAUGGAGAAGACAGCUGCUCCGUUACCGACUUUCUAAAGACACUAAGCUGGGUAAUUUCUGGAACCCGCGCGCGCAUCUUGAUCACAAGCCGCGAUGAGACAGCUAUCCGCCAAGGUUUAUUCGGAACCGCCGGGGUAGCCGCUGUUGAAUAUAAAAUUUCGCAAAAGGAUGUUCAUCCAGACAUUGGCAAAUAUUGCCAAGCUGUUAUUCACGAGAAACUUUUCGGAAGAGAUGAAAAGCUGUGCGACGACUUGAGCCAAAAGAUGGCAAAGCGCUGCAACGGACAAUUCCUUUGGAUCAAACUCCAGGGAUCCCGGCUCAGCAGGUACAAGUCUGCGGCGAAACUUGAAGCUGAGAUUGACAAGACUCCCUCGGGACUCGAUCAUCUAUACGAUCGUAACUGGGGAAUAAUCGAAAAACGCGAGCCUGCGGCCAGGGAACGAGCCUACGCUAUGAUGAGAUGGGAGGCUGUUUCUUUCGGUAAUAUUGAUAUGGCAAAGGUCUUACUGAACGCGGGAGCCGACAUUUUCGCACAAGACAAGGACGGGAGAACUGCACUGCAUGCUGCCUCGCUAAUGGGUAGGCUGGAGCUUAUGCAGGUAUUUCUGGAUCGAGGUGUGGAUGUUAAUGUGCGUGACUCGCUCAACAGAACGCCGCUACAUGAAGCGGCCUGCAAUUCAGACGCCCGAGCCGUGCAAAUAUUGUUAAAGCGCGGUGCCGAUCGUCGUGCACAAGACAAAAAGGCAAAAACUGCACUACAUGUUGGCUCUUUGGCGGGCCGUCUUGACGUCGUUCGCAGCCUUCUGAAGCAGAGCGUGGAGCCUGAUGAUGGCAACUCCUUGCAGUCACACGCCACGUCUGAAGUUGACGCAAGGGCAAAGAACGAUUGGACUCCGAUACACUUCGCCGCAGCAGCGGGAUUCGCAGACAUUGUCCAGGUUCUCAUCGACUUUGGAGCUGAUAUCUCGGCGACGGACGACCUAGGUAACACCCCAAGCCACUUCGCCGCUGUCAGAGGCCAGGCAGAUGUUAUUCGCAUCCUCGGCAAGCACGGUUCUCGAUUCUCGGUACAUAACAACGAUGGAUACAGUCCCCUCGACUUCGCCUCACGCCAGGGUCACGUCAACGUUGUUGAGGCCAUUCUCGAGCAGGAGCUUUCAGCAGCGGAUAUUGACCAAGUAUCCGGAGACAACAUCACGUCGAUGCAUGCUGCCUGCAUUAUGGGUCAUGUGGAAAUUGUGAAGCUUCUUCUACAGGCUGGGGCCGAUCCCGAAAACCAGCACGAUCCUGAUUCGAAUCCGAUCAUUGCUGCUUGUAUCAAUGGUCACUCUGAGCUGGUCCAGCUGCUACUAGCUGCUGGAGCUGACCUAGGGGUCACGAAUUCGGCGAAACAAACGCCGCUUCAUGUCGCCUCAUUGCACGGUUUUACAGAAGUUGUUUACCUCCUUCUAGAAGGAGGGGCAGAUCCCGCGGCCCUUGACGACCACCGCUUUACCCCGGCAUUUCAUGCGGCACGAGGAGGCCACGCCUCCAUGCUGCGACUACAGCUGGAUGCCGGCGCCAACAUCCAUGCAACAGAUAUCAAUGGGAAUACAUUAUUCCAUGUUUCGGUCCCUCAUGCAGCGGUUGUUGAACUUCUGGUCGAGAAAGGGCUGGAUAUAAAUGCUGUGAGCGCAAAAGGGUAUACACCGUUGCAUGUUGCGGCGGUUCUAGGGCAUGUUCCGGCCGUCAAGUUGCUUCUCGAGAAUGGCGCAUCCUUGGAAAUCAAAGACGGUCAAGCAAACAACGCACUUAUGCUAGCAGCUCAAUACGGGCAUGCAGAGGUAGCAAGGCUAUGCAUCGAAUCUGGGACCGAUGUCGAUGCCGUCGACCUGGACGGCUUCACUGCACUAGCAAUUGCUGCAGGUCGGGGUCAUGCUACCAUUGUCGAGCUUCUUCUUGCCGGAGGAGUGGACUUGCGACGGAAGGCCAUCGCCAAACUGCUGUUGGAGAGAGGCGUCGACGUGGGGGGGACCGAAACGGGCGGCAACGGAACUACAGCACUAUCCGCGGCCUCUUUCGGCGGCCACGCCACAACGGUGGCCUUGCUGCUAGAGAGGGGCGCCAACGUCGAACCGGAAGGCAUCAGUGAAGGCACACCGCUCCUCGCCGCGGCGUUGCAGGGCCAGGUCGAGGUAGCGCGGCUCCUACUCGACCACGGGGCGCAGGUCGAUGCGGCCAUCGACGGCGGCUACACCCCGUUGAGUAUCGCGACGCAUGCCGGCCACCUCACCAUGGCCAGGCUAUUGGUGGAGGUUGGAGGCGCCCGGGUAGACCUGUGCACUGUCGAUGGCAGGACUCCGCUGAUGGUCGCGUCUACGGGGGGGCGCGCCGCCAUCGUCGAGCUGUUGCUGUCGGGGCGGCGCGGCGCGGCGGCAGACUACGUCGAUGCCAGGGACCGCCACGGGCAGACGGCAUUUUCGCUUGCUGUCCGGUGCGGAGCGCGCGCGACGGCCCGCGCACUCCGGGCGACCGGGGUGGUCGACCUCCUAUCCGAGGACAAGUAUGGCCGAACGCCGCUAUGCUGGGCUCGGCGGCUCGGCUACGCCGACAUGGAGGAGUUUCUCGCGGCCGACGACGGUGGCGCGGAGGACGGGAAACUUCUCGCAUACGGCACCGGCGAUGACCCGGGUCCCCUAGUCUGCCACGUCUGCCUCCUGCCCGUGCCCGAGGACAUGAGCUUCGGCAUCUGCGAGGUGUGCCCGACGUUUUCGGGCCGCUUCUCCGUCUGUCACGAAUGCUACGAGCUCGGCGCUCGUUGCGCGGAUCAAAGGCAUAGCUUGAAGGAGAGGCCUACGCCAACACAAAGCAUGGCUGAAUUACAUGUUUGA
This is a messenger RNA of Cordyceps fumosorosea ARSEF 2679, 4005 nucleotides long. RefSeq names its product Ankyrin repeat-containing domain protein. The coding region runs from base 1 to 4005 and encodes 1334 amino acids. The transcript is spliced from 3 exons. Lineage: Eukaryota; Fungi; Ascomycota; Sordariomycetes; Hypocreales; Cordycipitaceae. The record is from RefSeq and is a predicted model, not a curated record. Gene Ontology annotation, molecular function: protein binding.